Carya illinoinensis is the source of this 564-nucleotide messenger RNA. RefSeq lists its product as uncharacterized. Gene Ontology annotation, molecular function: nucleic acid binding; RNA-DNA hybrid ribonuclease activity. Bases 1 to 564 code for a protein of 187 amino acids. Lineage: Eukaryota; Viridiplantae; Streptophyta; Magnoliopsida; Fagales; Juglandaceae. The record is from RefSeq and is a predicted model, not a curated record. The transcript has a single exon.
AUGACAGACUAUAUGGAGGCACUCAAAGAACCAACAACUUCCAAUGGCAAGGCCCCAGCAAGGAAUCUCACCUGGUCAAGACUUGAUGCUGAAGGCUUCAAAGUCAACUGGGACUCAGCUAUUAACUCAAGGGAAGGAAAAAUAGGCAUAGGAGUUCUUGUCAGAGACCAUCAAGGUCGGGUCAUUGGAGCCCUUCAUGCAAACAAUCCCCUAAAAGGAUCUCCCUUUGAUGCUGAAGCAUAUGGGGUACUCUUAACAGCAAUUUUUUGUAGAGAGCUUGGCCUGAAAAGUAUCUACUUAGAGGGGGAUGCAAAACAAGUGGUGGACCUGUUGAAGAAUCACAAACUGAAUUGGAGUCUAGGUGGAUGCCUCAUUGGAGAUGCAAGACAGCUACUUAAUGAAUAUAGCCUCUGGUCUGUAUCACAUGUUCUUCGGGAGGCUAAUUCAGCAGCUCACUAUCUAGCGAAAGAUGCUCUUUUGUGCUCUGAAGAUCUUUAUGACAUAGAAGUGUGUCCAUCAUGUAUUUGUACUAUAGUUACCAAGGAAAUGUUGUAUACUCUCUAG